AUGGGAGAACUUCUAUCGGUGCUCUUGUUUUACUUGAGCAAACAAGUAAAUUAUGCUACAGAUACCAUUAUUGGAAACUAUUUUGAUUCCGAGAAAGAUAUUGUUUUAAUCACUGGAGGUUCCUCUGGCCUCGGGAAUGAAAUAGUGAAGAAGUUUGCAUCCAAGAAUGCUAAAGUCGUCGUAUUUGACAUUGUUGCACCAAAUGAAAGGAGCCGAAUAGAGGGUGUACACUAUUAUGUUUGCGAUGUUAGCUGCAGAAAGCAAAUUAUCGAAUGUCAAAAAAAGGUGAAGGAUGAUCUUGGUUGUGUUACAAUACUAAUCAAUAAUGCUGGAAUUGCCUCUGGAAAGGCAUUACUUGAUUUGAGCUACUUAGAAAUUGAGAAAACUAUCCAAAUAAAUCUUCUCUCUAGUUUUUAUACGAUCAAAACAUUCUUACCAGAAAUGCUUCAAAUGCACAGAGGGUAUAUAGUCACAAUUGCUUCCGUUCUUGGAUAUAUGUCACCAGCUAGGCUCAGCGCAUAUGGAGCUUCAAAAUCAGGUCUUAUAGCCUUACACGAAUCUCUCACAUAUGAGUUAGGGUCUCCAUCAUUUAAUACUACAGGUGUCAAAACAUUAUUAAUUUGUCCUGGUCAGCUAAAGACAAGAUUGUUCCAAGGCGUCAAGACACCAUCGUCAUUUCUAGCUCCAGAGCUAGACCCCGUAUACGUCGCUUCAAGUGUAUUUUCAGCAGUAAGGUUUGGAAGGAGAGGUGAAAUAAGGUUGCCAUUUUAUGGAAACUUUUUGCCGAUAUUUAGAGCACUUCCUUGGCCAAUAGUUGAAUUGGCAAGACGAUUUUCUGGUAUUGACAGAAGUAUGAGAUCAUUCAAGGAAACUAUGACUAAAGUUGCAAGUAAAGCAAACUCCGUUGCAUCGUCCCUACAUCCCACUAGACAUAACUCCGAGGCGGCAUCUUUACUGAGCGAGAAAAGAAUCGAAUAG
Messenger RNA from Priceomyces carsonii, 978 nucleotides. RefSeq names its product short-chain dehydrogenase/reductase. Lineage: Eukaryota; Fungi; Ascomycota; Pichiomycetes; Serinales; Debaryomycetaceae. Bases 1 to 978 code for a protein of 325 amino acids. Gene Ontology annotation, molecular function: oxidoreductase activity, acting on the CH-OH group of donors, NAD or NADP as acceptor. The transcript has a single exon. The record is from RefSeq and is a predicted model, not a curated record.